UUCAACUAUAAACAAUCUGGCAAUGUCGCUGUCAGACAUGGCUGCCUCCUGUAAAACCAGAAUCUAGCCUUUGUUAUUAAUUUAUAGAUCUAGUAAUAGUGUUUUGGACUUUUUGUUUGUUAUGAAGUUUCUUAUUUUCCAAGAGAGAACGGUUUAGGCCAAUGAUAUGUCUGUUACAGACAUAGAGAGCCUCAUUACAAUGAGCAGGUUCCCAAGCUUUGCCUCCUACCUGCCCUUGGUUUUAUAUCUACCAUUGGGCAUAGCGCUAGCUGUGGUCAGGCUCUUCAUAUUUCUUCAUGUAGCCUUGCUCUUCUACAUCCUCCCCACCAGCUUCCCAUUUAAAAGUGUCAUAUUGAGGAUAAUGCUGUCAGUAACUGGUCUUCCCAUCUCAACUCAUGGAAUUCCACAUCCAGCCAAAAGGAACAUUCUAAUAGCCAAUCAUAUAACAAAUUUGGAUCCAUUUAUUUUAGCUGUGCUCUACCCACAUAUUUUGGCAGUAGAAGGUCCGUUCUUAUCAUCAGUCUUGUACUCCAUAUUCUCCAAGAAGUGUGCUUUACCUGCAGACAAAAACCACAGUGAUAUUCUUGUGCUGCUUAAAGACACAAUAAGAGAGAAUGAUGCUCCUCUUUUAUUUUUUCCUGAAAGGAUAAAAUCAAAUGGCAAAAACAAGUUGUUAAAGUUUAGUAUUCUUCCAUUUGAAGUGGAUACUCCCAUUCAGCCUAUUGUUAUUCAAGCACAUAGAUAUAUUUUUGACAUCAAUAUUUCGACCCACAAGAGCUCUGUGUACACAGAUUUACUCUGGUGUUUCAUCCUGCCAGUCAGCCUUUUUACAGUCAAAUUUUUGCCUGUGACAGAGAGAAAGAAAGAUGAAAGCACAGCUGAGUUUACCAGUAGAGUUGAGUCGAACAUGGCCAAAAGUUUAGGAGUCAGCACAUCAACUUCUGGUCACCAUGAGGUCACACAGUUCCUCAAAAAUAAAGCAAACAUUGCUGUAGAGGUCGGUGAGAGAUCCAAGUGUCAAGUCACUGGUCAAGUUGAUCCUGAACUAGAGAGGAUGUUUGGCCAAGUCAAGGACGUCUUACCCGACACCCCCACACACCUUAUUUGGUUUCAUUUAAAACAAACCAAGGAUGUGGACACAACAAUAACAAACAUAUUGGAAGGGAAAGACACAGCUGAGGCCUGCCCUUUACCUCAGUCAUUUAAAGCCAGCAAGUUUGAGGCAGCUGCCAGCGCCCGUCAGCUCUCAUUUGCUGAGCGCAAGCAAGUGAUGCUGGACACAGCCCGACUCAAGUACAGGAUCAAACAUGGACUGGAAUAGUGGCGCAUUGAUUCAAUACAUUCUGUUCUACACUAUUCACAA
Molecule: messenger RNA, 1363 nt
Organism: Physella acuta
Lineage: Eukaryota; Metazoa; Mollusca; Gastropoda; Physidae
Product: lipid droplet-regulating VLDL assembly factor AUP1
Biological process (GO): ERAD pathway
Cellular component (GO): endoplasmic reticulum membrane
Molecular function (GO): acyltransferase activity; ubiquitin binding
Source: RefSeq, a predicted model, not a curated record